This is a messenger RNA of Musa acuminata subsp. malaccensis (wild Malaysian banana), 872 nucleotides long. RefSeq lists its product as uncharacterized. Lineage: Eukaryota; Viridiplantae; Streptophyta; Magnoliopsida; Zingiberales; Musaceae. The record is from RefSeq and is a predicted model, not a curated record.
UCCUCGUCCUGUCAUUCCCACACAGUCCGCCAUGUCCUCCUCCUCCUCCCUUCUUCUUCUCCUAUCCUUCUUCCUCCACGUCGUCCUCCUCUUCCUUCCCUCCAUCGUCGUCGCGGAGGUCGAGUCCCCGGCGUCGCCGUCGAACGGCACCACCAUUUACGAUCUCCUUCCGCAGUACGGCCUGCCGCCGGGCAUCCUCCCGGACACCGUCAAGUCCUUUUCCGUCGCCAGCAACGGCCGCUUCGUCGUGGACCUCUACGGCCCAUGCUACGUCGACUUCGAGUACCUGGUCUACUACGCUCCCCGGGUGUCCGGCGUCCUCAGGUACGGCGCCAUCGGCAACCUCGAGGGCGUCCAGGUCCGCCGCUUCCUCGUCUGGUUCGACGUCGGCGGCAUCAUGGCCGACCUCCCCUCCUCCGACUUCCUCUACUUCCAGGUCGGCUGGAUCACCCGCAAGCUUCGCAUCGACCAGUUCCAGACCGUCCACUCCUGCAGGGGGAGCCUCUCGCCGCUCGGCCGCGUCAAGGAGGUCGCCCGUUACGUGCUCGAGAGCAUUUUCGCACCUCAACUAUGAUGAUGAAGUAAUGUGAGAAUGAAAAACCAGCAUGCAGACACAUACAAGUUGUACGGGUAUUUUCUUAGAAACCGUCGAAUCGAUAAAUACUGCCCUUAUCAACUUACAGGGUCGAUUUUCUGUUUCAUGGCAUGAUACUAUGAUUGUAGGUUUUCACCGACAAGAUGGUGGAGUUGUAAGCAGUAACGUUGAUCGAACUGUUUUUUCUUUUAGAACUGUAUGUUUGUAUUUUUCAACAUAUUGUCCGGACCACUCCCUAUAAGAUGACAUAAACCACAAUUUUGUGAAGCUUUUAUCA